UCAUUUUUCUGUAGCGUUACAACAAUUUCCAAUUCUUAAUGCUUGUCUUGUGGAUGUCGAUAGUCCAGACACCGCCAAAUUAAAGUACCGUAGUAUUCACAAUAUUGGUGUUGCAAUGGACACACCUGGAGGACUUGUAGUUCCAAAUGUGAAAAAUGUGCAAACGAAAUCGAUUUUUGAAAUCGCAGCUGAUUUACACCGUUUACAAGAAGAUGUCGCUAAACAUAUAAUGCCAGUAAGCUUUUGCGCGGAUCAUCGCGUAAUUGAUGGUGCUACUGUUUCGAGAUUUUCUGAGACUUGGAAAAAUUUAAUAGAAAACCCUGCUUUAAUGUCGGUAAAAUUGCGGUCAACUUUUAUAAAUGCAUACUCAUUACUGGCACGUCAAAGACUACGAACAUCAAUAGUUGUGGAAAAUAGGCUUGUCCUUAAUUCAUUUUCAGCCACACGAAAACCAAACAUAUUACAAACUUUACACUUUUCCAGCAAAAGUCCAUUUAGUUUACCAAAAGAAUUACGACUUCUUCGAAAUGCACAAGUUUCAAAAAAGCCGAUAACGGAAAUUCCAGAAAAAGGGUCAAAUAUACGAGAAGCAGUACAAGUUGCAAAAGAGGAUACUAACGUUAUUGACAAAUCCUCUGAUGCAAUUGUUAAAAAAAAACCAUUGUUUACACGGGUUAAAGACGAAUUGGUGCAUUAUUGGCAUGGAACAAAACUUUUAGGUUUAGAAAUUAAGAUCUCUACCAAGUUGAUGUACAAACUUUUAAAAGGUCAAAAAUUAACUCGACGAGAAUACCGACAACUCAAAAGAACUACUCAAGAUCUCGUUCGUUUAGUUCCAUUCUUAGUUUUUGUCAUUGUUCCAUUCAUGGAAUUCUUGCUACCAGUAGCAAUUAAAUUGUUCCCAAAUAUGUUACCUAGCACCUUUGAAGAUAGAUAUGCAAGGGAAGAGAAAAAAAGAAAAUUAGUCAAGGUCCGUUUGGAAAUGGCCAAAUUUUUGCAGGAAACAAUUUCAGAGGCUGCUGCAUCUGGACAAAACCGUAAUGAGGCAGCAAAAGAAUUCGCAGAGUACUUUCGUAAGAUUCGAUCAACGGGAGAACAAGCUAGCACAGAAGUUUUGCUUCGAAUAGCUAUAGUAUUUGAAGACGAAUUAACUUUGGACAAUUUAUCGCGUCCUCAACUGGUUAGCAUGUGUCGUUAUAUGAACAUUAAUGCUUUUGGUACAGACAAUUUCUUGAAAUACCAAAUAAGAAAUAGAAUGACGGCUAUUGAAGAGGAUGAUAAAAUGAUAAUGGCUGAAGGUGUUGAUUCAUUAACCAUUCCAGAACUUCAACACGCAUGUCAGUCACGUGGAAUUCGUACGGUUGGAGUUUCCCCAGCGCGUUUACGUAGUGAACUCCAACAGUGGCUUGACCUUCAUCUAAACCACAAAGUUCCCUCUACUCUUUUGAUUCUCUCGCGUGCCUUCAGUUUAAGCGAUCGGUCGGAGUUAAGUCAAGCAGAGGCUCUACAAGCUACCCUAUCGAGUUUACCCGAUAACCUUAUUAAUGAAGCAGAAUUGCAAUUUUCUGAAGAUAAGGGAACGGCUACCUACAAACAAAAGCUUGAAGUCAUUGAGGAGCAAGAAGAAUUGAUCGCUGAUGAAAAGGCUCAAGAAGAGAAAGAGGAAGCUGCGAGACGAGCUCAAAAAGAAGCAGAGGAAGCUGUUAAACGCGCUCAAAAGGCAGCUGAAGAAGCUGCAAAAGAGGCAACGGCAGUUCCUAGUAAACAAGUGCCCAGUGAUACUCAAGCCCCUGAAGAGGAAGACGUUCGCAUGACUGAGCAGCAACUUCAAGAACUACGUGCAGCACUGACAAUCCUUUCUUCUAAAUCGGCUGUAUUAGAAGAAAGGGAAACAUUAAAAUUAAUUAAGGAAGACCGAGCGGAAUAUAAGGAUAUACAAGAGUUAAAGGAAGCUGGUAAACGUAAAGAAUCCUCUGUAUCAAGUCGUCUUGGAUCGCGCUUAGAAAAAAUGAUCCGAAGGAUUGACAAGGAACUGCAACAGUAUGAUAGUGAAGUUGGUUCUAAAUUAAAUUUAAUUCAAGCGAAUGAAAGUGGGCAAAUAAGCGUUAAUGAUUUAGCUGAAGCACUUAGAAUCAUUAAACAUACACCUGGCGAUAAUGAAAUGAUUAAAAAGAUUGUGAAAAAAUUGGAUGCAGACGGUGAUGGAUUGGUAUUUUUAGAUCAUAUUUACGAGCUAUGUUCAGCAGGUGAAGGUUUAGGUGUGUUGGUAGAAAAAGAGCCAGAGUCUCAGGAAGAAAAAGUUCUGAAGCCCAAAAAAGAGGACAUUUUAAAUAUAAAUAAUUCUUUAAAUGAUGAUAAAAAUGAACAAUUAUCGACACCUACUACACCUCAUAUAAAUGUUAUUUCAGCUAAUCAAAAUGUAGAAAGCUGGGUUUGGUUAUUCAUUAAUAAAAAACUUGAAGGUGUCAAGUUCAAAUUGAAGAUAAUG
This is a messenger RNA of Dentiscutata erythropus, 2488 nucleotides long. Lineage: Eukaryota; Fungi; Glomeromycota; Glomeromycetes; Diversisporales; Gigasporaceae. The record is from the annotation of a GenBank genome assembly.